Cyclocybe aegerita is the source of this 396-nucleotide messenger RNA. NCBI's taxonomy places the organism in Eukaryota, Fungi, Basidiomycota, Agaricomycetes, Agaricales, Hemipholiotaceae. The record is from the annotation of a GenBank genome assembly.
AUGGACUUUCUUAACCGCUAUAAGUAUAACUGUGGGCAUGCCACAAAAAUCAACUUACACCUGUUCGGAAACAACGCAAAGGAUAUGGCCCCUGCAUCCACCGAGUCUAAGACUCCCAACACGAACGAGCCUUCGUCCCCCACAACGAUCGAUCCACUGCUUUUGGCGGCCCAACCACCCAGUGUUUUCAUCUUUAACGCUGGUCGGACCCCUGCGAGGCAGAUCAACGAUGGUCCAUGGCAGGACGAAACCCUUUUGCAGUCCUUCAUCAAUGGGUUGCAGAGCAUUCAGGAGAGAGGAUACAGGAUCCAAGGCGCCAUGUACUCGCCUGAAGGGGUGAAGAUCUUCAUCAAUACUGACGAUCAGAAUUGGGAUGACGAAGUCUUCAUUCGUUGA